AAGAUCUUUUAUAUGCUGGUUUGGGUUAUACAUCAUCUCUAACUGCACGUUAUAGAUCAGAAUUAUAUCUUAUUGUGCAACAAAUUUGUGAUCAAUGUAUUUUGUGGGUUUUUAAAGACAAAUAUGAAAUAGGUCACUAUGUUGAAGAAACACCAGCUAUU
Messenger RNA from Racocetra persica, 161 nucleotides. The record is from the annotation of a GenBank genome assembly. Lineage: Eukaryota; Fungi; Glomeromycota; Glomeromycetes; Diversisporales; Gigasporaceae.